Molecule: messenger RNA, 1575 nt
Organism: Arthroderma uncinatum
Lineage: Eukaryota; Fungi; Ascomycota; Eurotiomycetes; Onygenales; Arthrodermataceae
Product: E3 ubiquitin-protein ligase RNF14
Exons: 3
Coding region: 1-1575 (524 amino acids)
Molecular function (GO): protein binding
Source: RefSeq, a predicted model, not a curated record
AUGGAUGAAGAUACGGACGAUGAGAGGAGCCAGGAGCUUCAGUCUAUUGCGGCGAUUUACCCGGAGAUCGUCGUUGACCCUAACUCGCCAUUUAAGGCCUCCUUGACACUCCCAAUAUUGCCUGUUAACCCCAUAAAAGCCAUAUUUCGACGAUCGAACGAGGAGGCCAGCACCGCAUGCUUGCCUUCGCCUCCCCCAUCCGCCGAACCUAGCGAUGUAGAGAUGGGAAUGGAUGAUAGCAACGGUGCAGCAGCAGAAGGGGACCCAGUGGAUAACGAAGUAUACCACCUCUCACACCUGCCGCCCCUCAGCCUGGGGAUUGAGCUCCCCACAGGAUAUCCGGCCGAGAAACCACCGAUCUUUUCCAUAUCCACACACCUUAAUUGGCUUCCAGCGCCAAAUAUCAACAAACUGAUCGAAGACGGAAAGACACUGUGGGAGGAAUCUGGAAAUAAUUUGAUCGUCUUUUCAUACAUCGACCACCUCCAACUUGCAGCGGAGGAGGGCUUAGGGAUAAGCAAUGACUCGAAGGAAGUUGUGGUGUUUCCCCAAAGCAUCAAAAUUAGCCUCCUAGAUUUCGAAAACAAAGCUAGGAGGGAAGAGUUUGAACAAGGAACUUUCGAAUGUGGAGUUUGCCUUGAGCCAAAGAAGGGCAGGUGCCUUCAAGAAUUUUAUCAGUCGUGCAUUAACGAUGGCGACGUUGAUAACGUGAAAUGCCUUUUUCCAGGCUGCGGAAAAGAUAAAGCCGGUGGAGAUCAAUUUGGGCCACGCAAGAGGCAAGACCAGACCCUCAAGCCUGGCGAGCUAAUACAAAUACCACUUCCACUAGAGACGGUGCAACGCUUCGCCCGGCUUAAGCGAAAGAAAAAGUUGGAGUCAGACAAGACAACGAUCUAUUGCCCUCGCCAAUGGUGCCAAGGUGCAGCCCGUUCAAAGAAGCAUCCAAAGCCCAAGGAUUUGAUUAAUGACGAGGAAGCUUCAGAUGAUGAAGAGGAAAACGCAGUUCCGUUCGAUCCGCUAGGCGCAAUGGAGCAGCUGCCUCCCAUGUCAGAACGCCUGGCUUGCAACACCCAUUUUUGCUAUCUGUGCUCCAGCUGGCUCUUUGCGAAUAACCCAUACGAGCAUUUCAAUUCUGAGAAGACAUCUUGUUAUAUGAGGUUGUGGGAGCUGGAAGGCGGUGAUGGAGAGGGGGCUCCUCUGCACAUCGAAGAUCCUGAUGUUGUAAAUGGGGAGAUUGAGAUGAGCGACGACGAAGAUGACACCGAACACCCAAUGCCCGUGCCACCUCCUGCCCCCGUACCACCGAGAGCCAUACCUCCAGUGAACCGAAAUCGCCGACUACCACCAUUAGCAGAAGAAAUGGGCCCAGCAGGAUUGGGGUUACGGGGGGGUGAUGGGCCGCAUCAUAGACACCGAGCACCGCCGCAACGACAGGGUGCCCACGAUAACCAAAAUGGGCCUGUCAAUGGCCAAUUACCCCCCGGCCAGAUGCGUGGGUUGCAACGGUUUCUAUAUCUCGUGCAGCAUGACCAAGAAGAUGAAUGGGAUAGCGAUGAAAUGGACGAUGACUUUUGA